CUGGUCUCAAAAAAUUACCAGCAAGUCCCUGGUCUUUGCUAAAAAAUGUCUGGAACUUCUACAUCGCACCCGAAGACGAAACUAGUGUUGAAGGCAAAGAAUCUGAUGAUGGUGAUGAAACGGGUACAACCUCUAUCCAGGAAUCCCGAGGCAAAAAAAACAAAGGCAACUCUGGUCUCCAAUACGCCAUAGCCUUCAUCCUGGUAAAACCUUUAAUCCUGGCAGCAAUCCUUCCGUUUUUCCUGCCAGGAAUGAUGUUUGCUGCAGCCAAAAUUGGCCUUAUAAACAACAUAGCCUUUGGAAUGGCCUUGUUUUCCUUCAUCAGAGGAAUGGCCUUUAAUGACGACAAGGCAAAUGUUGUUUAUGAUAAUCCUGGAUAUGGAGGACAUAUGGCAGGAUAUCAUACCAGGAAUUUCUAAGUUUUCAAAAUGGUUCGUUUGGAAGCUACAAAUCAGAUGCAAAAUUUUCUGGAACUAGAAAAAGGUGCAAAGUUAAAAGAUUUUAGUUAUAAUUUAAUCGAAGACUGUUCUAAGUUAGAGGAAAAAAAUAGAUUGAAAUUGGAAACUUGUGAAAAUGAUGGAGCUGAAAAUGUAACAGUUUUACCACCAGACAAAGAUUUUUCUGACAAUGUAGAAGACACCAACAAAAAUAUUUCCCUAAAAAAGCGCACAAUCAUAAAAUCGAAUUCCAUCGAAAAUUCUUCACCAAUUUCCAUAAAAAAAUCGGUGUCUUUUGAAGAUGACACCAAAGAUGAUCCAGAAAUUAUUUUAGAUGAUAAAUUAGAUGUCCAAAAUGACACCAAAAAUGAUUUGGUAGAAGAAUUUGUACCAAAAAUCAGAUGGCCAGAUACUAUAGUGCAAUUGUUUAUACAUUUAGGAUUUGUUUAUGGAUUUUAUUUGGUUUUGACUAAGGCACAAUAUAAAACUAUUUUAUGGGCAUUUUCUACUGUGAUAUUAUCCGGGUUCGGAAUCACCGCAGGCGCACACCGUUUGUGGUCUCAUAGGUCAUACAAAGCGACUUGGCAAUUGAGGACCAUACUCAUGUUUCUCUUUACCAUCACUGGACAGAGGGAUGCUUACACAUGGGCCUUAGAUCACAGGGUUCAUCACAAAUAUUCAGAGACGGAUUCGGACCCUCACAAUGCAAAACGUGGAUUUUUUUUCGCCCAUGUGGGUUGGCUUGUUUUGACACCACAUCCUAAUGUUGUACUUAAAAGGAAACAGGUUGAUAUGAGUGACUUGGAAGCCGAUGCAGUAGUCAUGUGGCAAAAAAGGUUUUACAUCCCUCUAUUUGCCCUAUUGGCCAUAGGUUUACCGGUUUUGGCGCCUUGGUAUUUUUGGCAAGAAGACCUAUGGGUUUCUUUUUGGGUCAAUUUUAAUUUUAGGUUCUGUUUGACCCUAAAUAUUGCAUUUUUUGUGAACAGUGUUGCACAUAUGUGGGGCCAGAAACCUUAUGACAAAAAUAUAAGUCCAGUGGAAAACUUAGGGGUUGCAAUUGCAGCCCUUGGUGAAGGUUGGCACAAUUAUCAUCAUGUUUUUCCAUAUGAUUAUAAAACAGGUGAACUAGGAGGGUACACUUUCAAUCCAACAACAGGCCUCAUAGAUUUCUUUGCAAGAAUAGGAUGGGCUUACGAUCGUAAAUCAGUUUCCAGAAGAAUGAUAGUCCGAAGGGCCCUUCGAUCAGGUGAUGGGUCAUUUAUUUUAGACCCACAUGCCGAAGAGACCCAAAUUUGGGGCUAUGGGGACGUCGAUAUGGACGAACAGGACAUCAAAGACCUUAUUUUACCAGAUCAAAAAAAAAUAGGAAAAAAAUAGUUGAAAUUUA
Molecule: messenger RNA, 1824 nt
Organism: Ctenocephalides felis (cat flea)
Lineage: Eukaryota; Metazoa; Arthropoda; Insecta; Siphonaptera; Pulicidae
Product: acyl-CoA desaturase-like
Biological process (GO): unsaturated fatty acid biosynthetic process
Cellular component (GO): endoplasmic reticulum membrane
Molecular function (GO): stearoyl-CoA 9-desaturase activity; iron ion binding
Source: RefSeq, a predicted model, not a curated record